This is a messenger RNA of Neltuma alba, 1902 nucleotides long. Its product is annotated as transmembrane protein 87B. Gene Ontology annotation, biological process: transport. The transcript has 5 exons. The coding region runs from base 102 to 1682 and encodes 526 amino acids. NCBI's taxonomy places the organism in Eukaryota, Viridiplantae, Streptophyta, Magnoliopsida, Fabales, Fabaceae. The record is from RefSeq and is a predicted model, not a curated record. Gene Ontology annotation, cellular component: membrane; Golgi apparatus.
UGCGGACAUGUCUUCGGUCUUACUCUUCCUCCCUCCAAGCAUUCUUCCUCUCUCCAAUUUCGCUGAAUCCAGCUUGCUCUCUCUCACUUUUAUUUCUCGGCAUGGAUUUAGCAGUUCAUCCGAAAAGAUCUGCUCUGGUCAAUCCCUUUUUCUUCGCAUCAUUUUUCUCAGUGUUCUGUAUUUUCAUCACCACCGAUGCUUCCAUCCAUUUCUACCAUGAUGAGCCCUUCAGAGAAGUCGGUAAUGCUUACCUUCUCGCCGGAGGUAGUGAAGGUUUACUAGCUUCUCUCAUCGCCACUCCUCUGUCAGAUAGGAGGAUCCACGAUGGGCGCUCUUAUAUCCGAUUUGAGAAUAUCACCUUUUGGAGAAGCAAAGCUGCUGCUGAUGGGCAUCGACCAAUGGAGUACAGUACUGGGUUGGUACAGGUUGUAAUUUUUGAGGCAGCUGAUCGUGAUAAUAUAGGUGGUUCUGCUUAUGGUGGCCAACGAGCAAUUUGUUGUACCCCUGAUUUAGCUGAAGUGGAAGGUUGUAAGCAAGGGCAAGUUAUUAGGAGACGUUCUGUGACUGACAUUAAUUGGCCCAUCAUUUUAAAUGUACAUUUCAGUGGGAAUUACUUAACUGCAAUGCUAGAUGAUGAAGUUUCCAUCACAAAGACUGGAAUGUAUAAUUUGUUUUUUGUUGCAUGUGACCCCAAACUCAACGAAACAGUGAUGAGUGGCAAGACAAUCUGGAAAAAUCCUGAUGGGUACUUGCCUGGUAGAAUGGCCCCAUUAAAGAAUUUUUACAUAUUUAUGGCAGUUGCUUAUUUAUGCCUUAGCAUGAUUUGGUUCCUUCAGUACUUAAGGUUUUGGAAGGAUAUACUGCUACUCCAGCACUGUAUUACUGCUAUUAUUGCUCUUGGAUUGUUUGAGAUGCUUCUUUGGCAUUUUGAGUACGUCAAUUUUAAUGAUACAGGAAUCAGACCUGUUGUAGUCACUACUUGGGUUGUCACUGUUGGGGCUAUAAGAAAAACUAUAUCACGGCUUAUUAUUCUCUCUGUUUCAAUGGGCUAUGGUGUUGUUCGGCCUACUCUUGGUGGUCUUACCUCAAAGGUGCUUUUGCUUGGUAUAACUUACUUUCUGGCAUCGGAGUUACUGGAUAUUACUGAAUAUGUGGGGACCAUCAAUGACGUCUCAGGAAGGGCAAGGCUCCUUCUAGUUCUUCCCAAUGCUUUCUUGAAUGCAUUUUUGAUAGUAUGGAUUUUCACUUCUCUUUCAAGAACACUAGAACAGUUACAGGCAAAAAGGAGUUCUGUUAAGUUGGAUAUGUAUAGGAAGUUCUCUAAUGCAUUGGCUGUAACAGUGAUAUGCUCAGUUGCUUGGAUAGUUUAUGAGGCAUACUUCAAAGCUACAGAUCCUUUUAAUGAGCGAUGGCAGAAUGCUUGGGUUAUUACAGCUUUCUGGGACAUUAAUGCAUUUGCAUUGCUGUGUGUUAUAUGUUAUCUCUGGGCCCCAUCUCAAAGCUCUCAAAGGUAUGCCUAUUCAGACGAAGUGGGAGAAGAAUCCGAUGAUGAAGAAGCACAGUCUCUCACAAAUGGGAAGCCACAAAGCGAACUAAGUUUAGCCACGCAAGAGAAGAAUGUUGGAGGUGAGAAUGCCUCAUCGGAUCAAGAAGACGACCCUGAGGAAGGCAAGAGGGAAUAAUACUGUUUUGCAACAUAGCCUUACUACAACCCUUACAAAAACGAAAAGGCGUUGAAAAAUUUUGUUUUAAUAGCGUACCAGAGUGGAACAGCAGUGUCAUAUUCUUUCAUUGUCAUGAUUAGAAUAUUGCUGGUAGUUCUUUCGUCAUAUAUGUAAUUAAUGUAUAGCAUGCACUGCAAAGGUUGAUAAUGAAUUCAUAUUAUACGCAAGGCCUUCUCGU